AGCUUAAUCGUACUAGUCGAGAGAAAAGAUGGUUUAUUAUACUAGACGAUUGUUGAAUGGUAAGUGGUUUAACGAAACCUGUGUAACUGGUUGAUGGUGUUAGGGGCAGAAAGUUGCAUAAAGACGCAGCUGGUCAAUCUCCUUUUUCUUUAGCUAAGGGAAACAUUAUCACGAAGUUUUGAUUCCCCAUCACUUUUUUGUAGGAAUGAUUCCAUGGUCUAAGUUUAAAACGGAGAAAAGUGAGGUGAUUGAUAAUCAUAGCUUCGUGACUGUCAAUAGAGGGUACUCAAAACAAAGCUUCAAGUAGUGGAGGACCAGAACUCAUGCCAAGGCUAUGAGAUUUGAAAUAUGUCUAGCGACUCCGUGAGAGAGAGAGAGAGAGAGAGAGAGAUCUUGGGCUUACUUGAAAUGGGCCAUGCCAUGGUCGAUACAGCCCAAAUGAUGCUGUUGACUGGUUGCUCCGAAUGAACUCCAGAUGCCAAUUUGGGAACGAGAAGAGGACGCAGAGCGAGCGACCGAGUCGAAUGGAGAAUCCGAAAUUAUCAAUCUUUCUUGUCAACCUCUUCUGUAUUCUCAGUCUUUGCAUCGCCAUCGAAUCACCUCAAUACGAUGUUGUUCAUACAGAAUCAGACUUCGAAAUCAGAUUUUACAGAAAGUCCACUUGGAUGUCCGCUCCCGUCCAAGACCUAUCCUUCGAGAAAGCUACUAAAUAUGGUUUCCACAGUGGCAUCUGGGUAAACUUUACAUCGAUCAUGUUGCGCAGACUGUUCCAGUACAUACAAGGUGCCAAUCUGAAUUGGUCAAGGAUUGCCAUGACUGCUCCUGUCUUGACAAGCAUUGUCCCAGGAACUGGCCCUCUUCACUCGUCCUCUUAUCUUGUCCAACUCUAUCUGCCGGUUAAGUUUCAAGCCUCACCACCUCUUCCCCUUCCUGAACUGAAACUGAAGCCCUGUGGUUGGGAAGCUCAUUGCGUUGCAGUUCGAAAGUUCUCUGGAUUUGCAAGGGAUGAGAAGGUCAUAAAGGAGGCAGAGCAACUCGCCACCAGCUUGAGUAGGUUCCCUUUGGUGAAUGCCACCUCUGAAAGGGGUUAUGCAUAUGCCAUUGCCCAAUACGACUCGCCCUUCCGGUUGAUUGGACGAGUCAAUGAAGUCUGGGUCGAUGUCGAUGCAGCCGAUUUGGAUGGAUGUACAUCCAGUGCCAUUGCUGCAUUCUAAGUUCAAAGUGGUGGGGAAACAGCAAUCAUGUUUCAAUAUGUGCAUAUGAAGUUUGAUGUUUUUCAUGCCUCUGUCUAAAAAAACAUUCUUGAUGUUUUUCAAUACAGUUGAUGUAUUUGAUACUACAAUUUUAUUGAAUGAAUCGAAUGUAAAUGACACUUACUAGAC
Messenger RNA from Cucurbita pepo subsp. pepo (vegetable marrow), 1382 nucleotides. RefSeq lists its product as uncharacterized. Lineage: Eukaryota; Viridiplantae; Streptophyta; Magnoliopsida; Cucurbitales; Cucurbitaceae. The record is from RefSeq and is a predicted model, not a curated record.